Molecule: messenger RNA, 5463 nt
Organism: Ooceraea biroi (clonal raider ant)
Lineage: Eukaryota; Metazoa; Arthropoda; Insecta; Hymenoptera; Formicidae
Gene: Ssdp
Product: Sequence-specific single-stranded DNA-binding protein
Biological process (GO): positive regulation of transcription by RNA polymerase II
Cellular component (GO): nucleus
Molecular function (GO): single-stranded DNA binding; protein binding
Source: RefSeq, a predicted model, not a curated record
GUUCUUUUCAUUCGUGCCGUGCAGCAAAGCAACGACAGCGCAUUCGUGUUUACGCUGGAAGACGGACCGACCGGCCACCACUACGACGAUGUACGCGAAAGGGAAAGGGUCAUCAGUGCCCUCAGACUCUCAGGCGAGAGAAAAGUUGGCGCUCUACGUGUACGAGUAUCUGCUCCAUGUAGGUGCACAAAAAGCAGCACAAACAUUCCUGUCAGAGAUUCGAUGGGAGAAAAAUAUUACGCUCGGGGAGCCACCUGGGUUCCUACAUUCCUGGUGGUGCGUCUUCUGGGACCUGUACUGCGCGGCCCCAGAAAGAAGAGACUCUUGUGAACACAGCAGCGAGGCCAAAGCGUUUCAUGACUAUGGAUUUGUGAACAGUGCUUACAACGUCAACGGCAUAGCACAUAAUGCUGGACCAGCCCCAUCUCCAAUCGGCCAGUUGCCGCCAACUGACGGGAUGGGACCCGGCGGUCCCAUGCCUCCCGCUUUCUUUUCAUUUAUGAGUCCCAGAUACCCGCCAGGACCGCGACCAGGAGUACGUAUGCCACAAAUGGGAAAUGACUUCAAUGGGCCACCUGGACAACCAAUGAUGCCAAAUAGCAUGGAUCCGACUAGGCAAGGCGAAGCUGGAGAAUUUGUAGGGUGGCAAGGUCCGCCGGGCAUGAACCCCAUGAAUCCGAGAAUGAAUCCUCCGCGGGGACCGGGCAUGGGCCCCAUGGGUCCUGGCAGUUACGGUCCAGGAAUGAGAGGCCCACCACCGAACAGCACGCUGGGUCCGGGUGGGCCAGGAGGUCCCGGGAUGCCGCCGAUGAGUAUGGCCGCUCCGGGCGGCAGACAACAGUGGCAGCCGAACACAUCUACGCCAAUGAACUACUCGUCGUCAUCACCGGGUAAUUACGGAGGACCGCCUGGGUCAACAGGUCCACCAGGACCCGGCACACCUAUCAUGCCUAGCCCGCAAGAUAGCAGCAAUAGCGGAGGAGAGAACAUGUAUACCAUGAUGAAGCCCGUACCUGGAGGAAACAUGCCUGGUGACUUUCCAAUGAGCGGUGGACCGGAAGGCGGUCCGAUGGGACCUAUGGGUCCUAACACGAUGGGUCCGGUUUUGAACGGUGACGGUCUCGACGGAAUGAAGAAUAGUCCGGCGAACGGUGGUCCUGGAACACCGCGGGAAGACAGCGGCAGCGGAAUGGGUGAUUAUAAUCUGAGUGGAUUCGGAGCUCCUGGCGAGAAUGAUCAGACCGAGUCGGCAGCCAUCCUGAAGAUCAAGGAGAGCAUGCAGGAGGAGGCGAAGAGGUUUGAGAAGGACUCAGAUCAUCCCGAUUAUUUCAUACAAUAACUCUUCACGAGUCGUUGGAUCCCGAGACCAAAUUAACAAUUUAAGAGACAAGCGCAAUCGAUUUCCUUUUCUUCCUUAAUCCAAUAACUAUUCUCCCUUUCCGUCGUGGAGCCAUCCUCCCUCUCCUGUGCGUUCUCCUUCUCGUUCUUCGGUCCUCUGUCACAUCCCUCCAUGGUAAGAUCUUCCUCUCCUCUCUUCUUUCCGAGCCGAAUGGCAUAGACCGAUUUCCGUAACGAAGGGCGCAAGAGGUCCUCUCACGCGACCCAUUCUUUUCUGUCGCGCGCUGCUGCGACGACGAGGAGGACCACGAUGUCGGGACAAGAGAGACCUUCGAGAUGGAGACAAGCGAGCAAUGAGAGCAUCGGUCUCGCGCGACUCUCACGCUCACCGACGUUUUCGUACAGUGAUGUUGUACAGUAUAUCGGAUAUCGACAGUUAUCCUUAAGGUGGUUGUCGUACGCUGCAAGUGAACGAACAACAGAUGCCGGAGAACGCGAUGUCGGAUUUAUUUCAGAAAUUUAUUUCUGUCACGCGUGUACCCCGGAAUGAAUUUAGUGUCCGAAUUUAAAUUCGCAAAUAUUUGCGUCCGCUUUUUCUCGUUUGUUCUUCGUUCACUCAAACCCACCUUAUUUCGGGCUGCAUCAUGAGCAUUGUUCAAGUAUUUUAUUUUGCACAUUACAAAAGUGCUACCGUAUUGAUGUAACAUUUCUCGAAACUCUAUGAUGAGACAAAUUCUAUGAUUGGCGAUUUCUUGAACAAUGUUCUCGAUCGCAGUUAUCCGUUUCGUGCAAUUCCCGUCGCGAUCUCGAGCGCGUCUUUCGUCGUACAGUCGACUCUGUAUCACUCUGAGAAUCGAUUGCAUCGAUUAUAACUAUAAUUACAUGAUGCUUUAAAAUUGUGCUUUUGAAAGUGAAAAGAACUGGCUAAUUAUAUUGGUCAGUCAAAACCCGUUGUUGUCCAUGACGAUAGAUUACUGGUCAAUAUUUGAUUGAUGAAUAAUUUGUUUCUACUGAAUGCAAUAAAGUAAAAUUUAACGCAAAAAUCGAACCGAGCCUUUCGACUGACUUCGGUAGUUAAUCGAUGCGAUCGUAAUUUGAAGAUUCUUUUCAAGCGUGCAGUUUCCUAGGGGUUCAAGUCAUUGUAUGACCAUCGCGUCCCACUGAUUACUGAUGCAAGGGACGCAAUCCAGCUCGUUGACUGUUAUUGUAGAUAGACAGACAAGGGUGAUCAGGGAAGACACGAAAGAAAUUAACCAGUUGAAAUAGAGGAAAGGAGAAAAGAAAAAGCAUUGUUCCACGGAUAAUACGUAAAGCCGACAACAGUAGCGGAAUGAAACUUCACGACUGCGAAGAUGGAAGCUGCGUCAUCCGAUGAUGCGGGUGACUUCUGGUAUUCCGUCACGAUCGAGGACCAAACUCAUUUCUUGCGUACGAUAGGUACGCGACCAUCGCACCACAAACCUUUCGAACAAGCUCACGUAAGGAAAUAGGAUGCCCGAUUUAUCCGUAACCGGUUACGAAGCAUUCCGCUGGUAAUUUCGUGACGAUCAUGAUUGGCGACGUUCUGUAAUAACGAGAUUGAAAUUAUUUCAGUAUGCAAUUAUUUCCAUCAAUUAAAAAAUAAGAAAAAAAGAAAGUAUACUGGAAUAGCCUUUUGUUUUAAAUUGUAACGAGAUUUUGGGUACCGUGAUCAACUGUUCUAAAUUAAAUUAUUGCUUCUUUGGCACUUGACUUGAUUUUAUCGCACGUUAUAUUUUUUUAAGAUUUUUUCCGAGAGAUCAAGAGACGCUUCUUCAUAAAGAUGCUAUUAACUUGUGAAAUUUAUUCUUCCGGAGUAUUUUUAAUUGUAGAGUAUUAUAUAACGAAUUACAUUUUAAUUAUUUAUAAUGCUUAUAUGUUAAUAUGUAAAAUAUGUUUCUUUUUAAACUAAUACGUUUUUAUCAAGUAUUGCAAUACUAGUCGGUAAGUUACCGACCGCAAUUUAGUAUCUUAUAUGCUAUUGAAUAAUUUUGUACGCUGUACAUACAUCCAGCGCGAGCGUUGGGAUCGCGAGAUCGAACGAAGACGAUUACAUGUCUGAAUCCUUGCGGACUCGCGUUAGUGCUUUGUAAUCGGUUGCGCAUAGAUGCUGAAACCAUUACGCGACAUUUUUGAUAGGCAAUAACCGGAUCGAGACCGCAAUAUACGCGCAUAGAAAUGAGAGUGACGAGUGACGUAAGUAAUGUCCAAUCCUUAUCAGACAAGGGAGAAAUCGCUUCCGUAUUUUAUACAUGAUGCGUUCUCCCUCUUGAAUUUGAUGCUCGUUUCUUUUGUUUCUACAAUGCCCCGUCGGCGACUUUGUACACACGGUAUCACACACAGGAAUCUUCGAAAUUGAUGAAACUUCUUGAACAAUAUGCCAAUCAAUAAUUUCAUUGCUAUAUCAUUAAUCGUGAAUCAUUUAUAAAAUCAUUUAAAAUUUUGUAAAAUCAUUUAUCGAGCUGAAGUUUCAAGGGUGAAGAAUCAUCAUCUCUCACGAGAUCGACAAAUGAAGUCACCCCCCGUACACACAUACACACACACACACACACACACGCUCACGUCCGCACACAAGUAAUUACCUCGGUUAUCGCGAAUUAUUGGCUUGGUAUACGAGCGAUUACUUUUCUUGGAGGAGGCAAGAGACACGAAAGAACGAUGAGAUCUCUCGAUCGCUCUCUCUUUCUCUCUCCCCACCGUUCAAUUUAGGAUACCUCCACACUUGCGGAAUUUUGUAUAAAGAGCGGAAUACGCGAGUUCCUCGAGAGUCUUUGGGAGAUUUUAGAGAUCUUCUCUGGGCGUUCAUUAGAUCCGCUCUUCUUGGACGCGCUUUCUGUAUGCCUCUCCUCUUCCUUUUUUCUCUUUCCAAAGCGUAAACGUAGUGGUUUCGUUUUAAGGCGUGAGAAGGUACGAGCGCGGCCGAGAAGAGUGGACUUGAUGAUCUUCAGUCGAGACGUGCCGCGACGGAGAGGAGGAUGUCGAUGAUUUGAUUCCCGAGUUACUUUGACCCAAUCGAAUGAAGCGAAGGGGAACGGAUUAUCGCGAUUCCCCGAUCGACGGUUGCAUCUUAUGUUACAUACGUCCUUGUAUAUGUAUAUUGCUAAGUUUUUAGGUGUAUAUCGGGCUUGAUCAUUAUCUCGCUCUUGUAAGACUUUAUUUAGGAAUGCCGUUGUCGCGUUAACGGCACGCGCGUCUACGAAUUGAGAAAUAAAUUCGCCGAUCGUGGAUAUAGGCUUUUAAUGGAAACAGUCGCUCCGAACGAGUGCCUCUGCGAGCGCGGCACUUUCGGGCGUUUGGUGUCGACAGAUGUGCGGAAGCGAUGUACCAAAUGCACCGGUUCGGCAUGGAUGCGAUCAUGUAUAAUUCGGACACUGAUAUCGCGAUAUCGAGCGAACGUAAAGAGAAACAAAUUCACCCCGAGCGUGGAGGAAUGCAUGUUAGAUUAAUAUUUCAACUACUUUUGAGCGAGUCCAGCGAGUCAGCGUGGAUGGCGGAAAGGAUCGUUCUACAGGCUUCUCAGUACCUUUACUGUCUUCACUGAUCGACACGAGAAGCGAUAUGCUGAUAGCCGAGAGGGAUAGCCGAGUUGGAGAUAAUGAUCGAGUCCCGGUUAUGAAUUUAAGCGUCGCGAUCGAAGGAGAUCGAUCCGAGAUCGAUCCGAGAUCGAUCGCGAUGACGAAGGGCAUAAAAAGAGAAGAGAAUCGUAGGCAUAAAGUCGAGUCGCGCAUGAUCCUCCUGCGCUGGAUCAGCCGGAGGAAGUCGCAGGGUGAGAGCUAAUCGUCAGUGGUCGAUAAUUAACUCGUCGGGUGCGCGUUCUCGACGAAGGCACCCCUGCGUGUCCCGCGGAGCAGCAUCCCACCCUCUCUCCACCCGGUCCUCUCCUCUCUCCUAUCUCUCUUUCCCCCCCUGUUCCACCCUUGUAAUUAAUUUACAUACGCAUAUUCCAUUGUAACACCGUUCACACACGGGCUGUAAAACUCGCGCGGCUGACCUCACGCAUUCUACGGACUCACGCAUGAUUAUCGAUAUAAUUAUAGAUACCUAUUACGAAUAUAGCAUUCAGUAGCGUAAUUAAUAAAAGUAAUUAAAUAAAUGUCAUCUAUACCC